Pestalotiopsis fici W106-1 is the source of this 369-nucleotide messenger RNA. RefSeq lists its product as hypothetical. The record is from RefSeq and is a predicted model, not a curated record. Gene Ontology annotation, molecular function: zinc ion binding. The transcript has 2 exons. The coding region runs from base 1 to 369 and encodes 122 amino acids. Gene Ontology annotation, biological process: protein import into mitochondrial intermembrane space. Gene Ontology annotation, cellular component: mitochondrial intermembrane space. NCBI's taxonomy places the organism in Eukaryota, Fungi, Ascomycota, Sordariomycetes, Amphisphaeriales, Sporocadaceae.
AUGUGUAAACACGUUCUCAACGCCCAAGUAUCGAUCCGCAGCCCGUGCUGCCGCAAGUGGUUCGACUGCGCAGAGUGCCACCACGAGAGCGAGUCGCACACGCUCAAGCCCACGCUCGAAAUGACGUUUGCCUGCAAAAAGUGUCGCAAGUGCUUUCGCAAGGAGGUCGAGUCCUUUGAAGAGGCCGACGAGUACUGCCCUCACUGCGAUAACCAUUUUGUCCUCGAGGCCGUCGUGCCCAAGCCGGCCCUGCGCGUCGAGGGAGAGGACGCCCGGGUGGACAACCGCAUGCUGAAGGACGACCGGGUCAAGGAAGAUGAGCUCAGGACAAUCUUUGAUAUCGACAAGGAUGCCGACAGACUUGGUUAA